Molecule: messenger RNA, 5030 nt
Organism: Anolis sagrei ordinatus
Lineage: Eukaryota; Metazoa; Chordata; Lepidosauria; Squamata; Anolidae
Gene: CYBRD1
Product: cytochrome b reductase 1
Cellular component (GO): lysosomal membrane
Molecular function (GO): oxidoreductase activity
Source: RefSeq, a predicted model, not a curated record
AGUGUUCCUCUCUCCCGGGGUCCUGGCCGCGGCAGAAGAGGCAGGCAGGCAGACGAGCAGGGCGAGGAUGAAGGGCUUGUGGCUGUUCCUGGCCCUGCUGUUGGUGGCGGUGCUCCUGGGCCUGGCGGCGGUGAGCUUCUCCCUGGUGUGGACCUGCUACUACCGCGAGGGCCUCGGCUGGGACGGCGACGCCCGCGAGUUCAACUGGCACCCGGUCCUCAUGGUCACGGGCUUCAUCUUCAUCCAGGGCCUCGCAAUAAUUGUGUACAGGUUACCAUGGACCUGGAAAUGCCACAAACUCCUGAUGAAAUUAAUCCACGCUGGGUUAAAUUCUAUUGCUUUCGCUCUGGCAGUUGUUUCACUGAGGGCUGUUUUUGAUUUCCAUAAUGCUAAGAAUAUUGCUAACAUGUACAGCCUGCACAGCUGGAUUGGAUUGAGUGCUGUCAUUCUUUACGGAGUACAGCUCCUUGUAGGCUUGGCAGUCUUCCUGCUUCCCUUUGCUCCUGCUUCUGUUCGGGCAUUCGUUAUGCCAAUACAUGUUUAUUCGGGCCUUUUCCUCUUUGGAUCUGUGAUUGCCACAGCGCUCAUGGGAAUUACGGAAAAGCUGAUUUUUUCUUUGAAAAUACCUGGACCUCGGUACCAAGAUUUCCCUGAUGAAUCUCUCGUUGUCAACACCCUUGGGGUUAUCCUUGUGCUCUUUGGUGUGUUUGUGUUGUGGAUGGUAACAAGGCCACACUGGAAGCGCCCAGCAGAACAAACCUCAACACCACAGCAAAACAUGGGGAGACUGGAUUAUGAUGGAGAGGGAUUGGUUAUGGCUGAUGAGUCUGCUGUAGAGGCCAACGGUGAGGCUGCCGCUAGAAAGCGAAAUCCCAUACUCGAUGAAGCUGCACAGAGGUCAACUAUGUGAAGAUGAUGGUGGCUGUCAGAGAAGCACAUCUUUCAAUACAGAGAGGACUACCUUUCGUUCACCCUCAGCCUUUCAGCAUGAUAUAUAUUGCUUCCUUAAUGCUGUUUGGCAUUGCCAAAUUGAUUAUACUUGGUUAAGGGUUUUUUUAAUCCAGAAGAAUCCAUGCUUAUUGUUUGUGUGUUCUUAUUAUAUCCUUGGAUAAAAAGAAACAACACCGAAGUGCAACAUGUCAGUUUGACAAGCAGUUGUGUUUGCUUCUGACAAAAUUUCACUCUGGUGCUUUUUGCCAGGGAAUGUUUAAAGCACUUGGUGACUCCCUAAAAUAUUUCUAGAAAGAACAUAAUAAAUUAUCAGUAAUUUCAGAUACUGGAAGAAAGGAAAGCUAAUUUGAGGUGCAGAGGGAAGGCAGGGAAACACCCAACUUUUGCAUAAAUUUCUCCAAAACCAUUUUUGUCAGUAUCGCUGACGUGACAUCUCUUCAUGUAGUCUAGGGGCCCUUCCACACAGACAUAUAACCCAGAAUAUCAAGGCAGAAAAUUCCACCAUAUCUGCUUUGAACUGGUUUAUCUGAGUCCACACUGUCAUAUAUCCCAGUUCAAAGCAGAUAAUGUGAGAUUUUAUUCAGAUGUGUGGAAAGGGCCAAGGAUUGUGUAGAGUUUUAGCCACAUGUUGCUUGGAGCCCUCCCAUGGCUUGCUCAUGCUCCUUGCUCCCCCAAACACAACAGGUCAUAAUACUACAUUGAAAAAUGGCCAUCCACAACCCCCUCUUCCAGCUUCUGCCUAUUAUGCUACAUCUGGAGUCCUUUUUAUACCAUCUCACUUUCAAAUGGGUCAAAUGGCAAGGGUUGGUUUUUUUUCAGACAAGAAGUAGCUGUCCAUCUCUGGGGUUGGGAAGAUGCCAUUAGCAAUUCUUUGGCAUCCAAAAAUUGAACAAAUGCUCUCCAUUGUGGGUAGACAUGUGGAGACAUGAGUGUGUGUUCUCUUCCACUUGUGUUGCUGCCAACAUAUUACUUUUCUGAACAUUCCUACAAAAUUGUUACUGGCACUUCUAACUCUAAACAUACAUACAGACCUGUACUUUUUCUUAAGUGUUGACAUUUUUGAAUUUUGCAGAUCAGAUUCAUGUAAACCUGUGCACUGGUGCUAUAAAAAUCCUAAGGUGUUCACCAAUAACUGCACUCAUAAACCAUUUGUUUAGGAACGGUAUCAUAUAAAAAUAUUAUGGAUGCAUGUUUAGGAAUUACACAGAGAACUAUGUCUUUGUUGCAUUGUCUUCUACAAUAAGAAAAUGUAAAGCGUAAGUAGUUUAUGACCAUCAGUGUGUAUCGAAGAAUGAAGCACUUGAUGCAAUCACAUUUAAUGUGUAGUUUGACUAGUAAUAUCCCGUUGUGUCAAAUUCUGGCUCUUUCCAAUUAAUCGGAAUUGCCAUACAUUUCAGUAAGUUACUUUCUUUCACUAUCUUAAAAUUUAUAGCUCUCUCACUUCUCAGAUUCUCUCCCUUUUCAAACAAUAUGAACCUAAUGGAUUAGGAAACAAGACUGUCCAGUUACUUGGUUUGUUUUUAGGCAGUUACCAAUGCUUUGUGAAUAAAAGGCAUUUUAUGUGUGAAUGUAAGCAUCUUGUGACCACCAUAUGGGUGGGAGAUUCUGAGAAUUUUAGUUCAAAAGUAACUUUUCCAACUUUUUACUAUUGUAUGUUCUAGUCUUCCUUUUUCAGGUGGCAUUUUGUGUUCUCUCCAGCAAAUUUAACAGAUUAAAAAAUAAGAUACAGUACAACCCCUUUAUCCAUUGAUUCAAUAGCCACAGUUUCACUUAUCCACACUCCAAAAAAAAACCCCUCCCCAAGUGUUUUGAGGCCUCGCUAGAUCCUCCAGUAUGAUUCCAGUCUAAUUAUAAUCAAAAUGUAUGGUUCUGUAUUAUUCACAGUUUUAUGUCUCCAUAGAGUAUGUGUUUAUGGCUUGGAUUGUAUCCCCAGUGGCUACAGGGGUUGUACUGUACAGUAUGUUGAGUUCACCAUCAGAUACAGAAUUCAUCUUCUGUAUUUUUAGUGGUACUAAAAUAAAUUUGUUUAGCAUAGCAUACAGAAGAAUAGCCACUUCUGGUUGUCUUGAGCUUGGUGAUAUUAGAUGUGCUGUUAUGCUUUGUUUAGGAAUUCUUAAAGCUAGAACAACAGCCUUUAAUGGCCUGGCUGUAUACUUAUGCUGGAAAGUUAUUACAGGAGUCAUUUUUGUCACAAGAGCAACUUAAAAGAACUAGCCCUCUAUAAAAAGCACCUUCAAAACAAAUGGGAGGAAAUUCUUUUUCUUCCUAAUCAUCUUUGAAAUGUUACCAAAUAUAAAAAUUUAAUGGGCAUGAUGUAGUCUUGUAAAAUGUGGGGAAACUGGUCCUAAGUGACACUGAAUCAUUAUGGUUUUCUGGAGUUUCAAAAUAGCUUCAGUUUUAACAGCAUCAUGUAAACUACAAAAAUGGGGGCCCCAGUGGUGCAAUGGGUUAAACCCUUGUGCCGGCAGAACUGCUGACUAAUAGGUCAGCAGUUCAGUACCUUGGAGAGCAGGUUGAGCUCCCUCUGUCAACCCCAGCUCCCCAUGUGGGGACAUGAGAGAAGCCUCCCACAAGGAUGGGAACACAUCAAACAUCCGGGCAUCCCCUGGGCAACGUCCUUUCAGGUGGCCAAUUAUCUCACACCAGAACCGACUUGCAGUUUCUCAAGUCGCUCUUGACACAAAAAAAAUCUACAAAAAGUUACAAUUUUCCAAAAAGACUGGCUGCGCUCAGUUCUGUGCGCAGUUUUGCACAACAGGAAAUGUAGGGAGGUUUGGUAAAUGUUGUAUGUGUAUAUUUUAAAAAUUGCUAGGAUCUGCUACCCACAGGCAAAUGUGAUUUGUGAAAAUGAUCGUAACUGCAAAUUGGGGGCCAAACCUGCCAUUCAUGUGUCUUUUCCACUCGUACUAUUUCACUUGCUUUGUCUAGAUUCCAAAAUGGAACACAUUGGUUUAAAAAAGCUUUUAUAUCCGUUUCAAAACACUUCUAUUCUUAUGAAUGCCAAUGGAAAUCAGCACAUAGUUCCUGAAUGGAUUUAGAUGAUCAAACACUAAACUGCAUUAAUGUCAUUAUCCUGUGCUAGAAGUCUCGUUUCCAACCUCUGAGUGGUUAACUCGUGGGCAGAAACAAAACUUCCCCCAGUGAGAGGGGAACAUGAGCAUAGAAGGUAAACUGGAAUGGAUGAUGACCUUUCUCUCCAAACUGCAAUAUUGUGAGAUAAUGAUGCUUUAAACACCAUGGCUGUGUCCUGAAAAAUUGCAAACACCAUAAAGCAGUAGUUCUCAACCUGUGGGCCCCCAGAUGUUUUGGCCUUCAGCUUCCAGAAAUCCUAAUAGCUGGUAAACUGGCUGGGAUUUCUGGGAAUUGUAGGCCAAAACACCUGGGGACCCACAGGUUGGGAACCACUGCAAAGAGCCUUCUAGCAGAAAUUUCUAAGAACUUCAUCAAACUACGAACUCUGGGAUUUCAUAGGACAGAAGGUGGCAUCAAAGUGCUAUUAUUCUCUAAUAUAGAUUUGAACCCCCAGCUAGCAAAGGAACUGGCAGAGUUGUACAUUUUGUGAAUCAAAGGUUCACAAAAUCCUCCUCCUGGCAUAUUCUCCAUGGUCAUUUUGCACGAUGCCAAGUUUUGAGAAAUCCUACUCUUUGUUAUUAGAUCAAUAGUGCUGCCAGAUGGGAAAAUCUAAGGUCAUCUCACGCAUGCUAAAGAAGUUGCAAAAUACGUUGGCAAUCUCUGAUUUUGACAAGUGUAAGAGUGCUGAAAAUGCUUUGCUGUUUAAAUGUCAAUGGUUGUCCUUUGUAUUGACUGAUUAUACCAGAGCAGCAUAUAGGCUUCUCAUUAAAGUCGAAGCAUAUUGUAUUGUAAAUAAGAACAAACAAUAUAUAUAAUAUUAUAAGCUGACUCUUUAUAAAGGGAAACUUAUCAGAUACUAUCAGAUAUUUUAUUUACCAAAGAUGUUCUUUGUAUUUUAAAUUUGAAUAUUUGAAUAUUUGCCAUUUGUAGUGCUUAUUUUGCAGAGCAAAGGAAAAUAAAUGUUUCACUACUGUUUUUUAUAAUGCAAUAAAGGUUACUGAAGUCUA